AUGCUCAUGGGCACCACUCCACGGGCGCCGCUCCACGGGCAGCACGAGGACCUGGGCCCUCAGGAUGGGAAGAGCCUGGAAGCAGAGCUGCCGUUGCUCCGGGAGAAGUGGCUGUGGAGCCGCCACGCCCACCGUGUCUCCUUCAGCAGCCUGACCGUGACCGCCGCUCGGACUCUACCAAAAUGUGACAAAGAGCCCCCCGCCCCCCUCAACCGCCGACUCGGGGCGUCCAAGGCCGAGCCCCCGCCCCCAUGCGGUUCCUGGAGUGGGAGUAACCAACGGGCCCUUCAAAAUGAAGUCAAACGUCACCCUCCGACUACCCCAGAUGCCGCCGCCCCACCCCCGCUGUGUCCCCUCGCUGCCCAUCGCUCGCUCCAGCCCCACUGGGCUCUAAGCGCAGGGCCCUGGCUGUCCCCCUGCGCCUCGUCCCCAGAGCACCCGGCACAGGUGCAGCAUCAGGUCCCCCUGUCCCCCAGCAUCAGGUCCCCCUGUUCCCCAGCAUCAGGUCCCCCUGUCCCCCAGCAUCAGGUCCCCCUGUUCCCCAGUGUCAGGCCCCCCUGUCCCCCCAGCGUCAGGUCCCCCUGCCCCCCAGCCUCAGCAUCAGGUCCCCCUGUCCCCCAGCGUCAGGUGCCCCUGUCCCCCAGCGUCAGGUCCCCCUGCCCCCAGCGUCAGCGUCAGGUCCCCCUGUCCCCCAGCGUCAGUUCCCCCUUUCCCCCCAGUUUCAGGUCCCCCUGUCCCCCCAGCAUCAAGUCCCCCUGUCCCCCAGCGUCAGGUCCCCCUGUCCCCAGCGUCAGGUCCCACUGUCCCCCCAGCGUCAGGUCCCCCUGUCCCCAGCGUCAGGUCCCCCUGCCCCCAGCGUCAGUGUCAGGUCCCCCUGUCCCCCAGCGUCAGGUCCCCCUGUUCCCCAGUGUCAGGUCCCCCUUUCCCCCCAGCCGUCAGUUCCCCCUGUCCCCCCAGCAUCAGGUCCCCCUGUCCCCCAGCAUCAGGUCCCCCUGUCCCCCCAGCAUCAGAUCCCUCUAUUCCCCAGUGUCAGCAUCAGGUCCCUCUGCUGCCCGUGGGGUAUGGGUGAGCCUGGUGCUGUCUCGUGGCACCUUGGAGCAGUGCCUCUCUAAGGAGAGGGAGAAGGUAGAAGAUGAAUGGCUGGAGGGACCUGGUAGCAAGGUGGGGCCUCAGAACCAGCCAGCAGCCUCCUCCCUCAGACCCUGA
Phacochoerus africanus (Common warthog) is the source of this 1206-nucleotide messenger RNA. RefSeq names its product vegetative cell wall protein gp1-like. The transcript has 10 exons. Bases 1 to 1206 code for a protein of 401 amino acids. Lineage: Eukaryota; Metazoa; Chordata; Mammalia; Artiodactyla; Suidae. The record is from RefSeq and is a predicted model, not a curated record.